UCUCACACAAUUGGUUUAAGCUUAGAUGUCUGCAUGCUUUAAAGACCCAACGAAUGCCAGCUGGCUGGGUUACUUCAGCCUGUGACACUUUAAGGAUUUCAGUUCCCCGCAGCAGCUCUGGGACUACUAUGAAAUCAUGAAGUGCUUUGCAUUUUGUAACUCUGCAAGACAAAGCAAGCUGGAAUCCCCCGCUUGUGAGUUAGAUCCUCGGGUUAUGUAGGAGAAGAGAUGCAGCAGAUCUCUCAGGAAUUUGGGGAAUUGUGAGCGGUUUUCCCUGCCUGCUCCCCUCAGCAACAAGGAAUAACAUUUUGAACAAGCUCGUUAGAAAGUUUCAGGUGUUUAGCUACCAUUUUUCACCUCUGUAAAAUGGGCAGGAACAUCUGGGCUCUUGGAGUGUUGAUAGUGUUCCUGGUAUUUAGAGGAGACUGUACAAGUAAAUCCAAAAGCAGUAGAGACACAUCAAGAAGACUAGUUCGUUCCACAGACAAUUUAGAUGCGAAUGAUGGGAAAAAAUGUGGCUAUACCUUUAUGGUUCCCCAACAGAAAAUCACAGGUCCGAUAUGUGUCAGUACCAAGGGAGCCGGACCAAACAAGGACCAAGUGACUAGGAUGGAUUUGGAAAACCUAAAAGACACAUUGUCUAAACAGAAGAGGGAAAUGGAGAUGUUGCAAAUGGCAGUAGAUGUGGAUGGGAAUAUUGUUAGUGAGGUGAAGCUGCUACGAAAAGAAAGUCGUAAUAUGAAUUCCCGUGUAACACAGCUUUACAUGCAGCUUCUGCAUGAGAUUAUCCGAAAGAGGGACAAUUCUCUUGAAGUCUCUCAGCUGGAAAACAAGAUCCUCAAUGUAACAGCAGAGAUGCUAAAGGCAGCCACGCGAUACAAAGAGCUGGAAUUAAAAUAUGCGUCAUUGAUAGAUAUGGUCAAUAACCAGUCAAUAGUCAUUUCAUUGUUGGAGGAACAGUGUAUGAGGGUUUUUUCCAGGAGGGAUAGCCAUGGCUCCCCACCUUUGGUUCAGGUGGUUCCACAGCAUAUUCCUCAAACCAAGCAAUAUACACCUGGACUGGUGGCCGGUAAUGAAAUUCAAAGGGAUACAGGAUACCCCCGAGCUAGAGACAGCAGGCAGCCUCCACAAGCUCCGCCUCCAACAAGCAGCCCAUUUCGGGUACCUCCAGUAGCAGUCAUUAAUGAAGGUCCUUUCCGGGACUGCAAGCAUGCCAAAGAAUCUGGAUUCACCACCAGUGGCAUUUAUCUAAUAAAACCACAAAAUGCAAAUAGCCACGUGCAGUUGUGGUGUGAUCACAGUCUGGAUCCUGGUGGUUGGGCAGUAAUACAGAGGAGGACAGAUGGAGCAGUUAAUUUCUUCAGAAACUGGGAAACAUAUAAGAAAGGCUUCGGGAACAUCGAUGCCGAGUACUGGCUAGGAUUGGAGAGCAUUUAUCAGAUAUCCAACCAAGACAACUACAGGUUGCUGAUUGAAUUGGAAGACUGGAACAACAAGAAAGUCUAUGCAGAAUACAGCAGCUUCCGCCUGGAGCCCGAGAGUGAUUACUACCGGCUGCGACUGGGAACAUAUCAGGGGAACGCUGGAGAUUCCAUGGUCUUUCACAAUGGCAAACAAUUUACCACACUAGACAGAGACAGAGAUGCGUACUCAGGUAAUUGUGCUCAUUUCCAUAAAGGAGGAUGGUGGUACAAUGCAUGUGCACAUGCCAACCUUAAUGGUGUGUGGUACAGAGGAGGACACUAUCGUAGCAAACAUCAAGAUGGCAUUUACUGGGCAGAGUACAGAGGCGGCUCCUAUUCUCUCAAAUCAGUCCAAAUGCUGAUUAGACCCAUAGACUGAGAAAUGCAGCGGAUGGCAGACAUUCAAUGUCACGGUUUGGGAGCUGAAAUUAAUUAUUUACCAUUGUGGAAACUUCAAGAUUUAAGAAUUAUCAGAAAAUCACAUGCAGCUUCAUGAAAACCUGCUGUUACUGUUAAUCAUGUAAUUUUUAACAAUAUAAAGAAGAUUGGGUACAAUAGGAGGAAAAGACGUAUGUGUUUAGACAACAUAUUUAAAGAAACAAUCCUAUCAAAAUAUUUUCAGAGUAAGCACAAAUCAAUGCGACAAGCUCUCUAAUACAACCGUAUUUAUAAGGGAGAAAAGCUCAGAAUUAUCUUAUGCUCAAAAUGAUGGGGUAUCUUAGGUUAUUAAUUACAUAAUACAGACGGUUACCAAGAGCAUCCCUUGAAUAAAGACACACAUAGUAGGUGAAAAACAUAAUUUGUAAACAGUACACCAAGUGUAUUUGCCUAAACUUUCAGUAGUAAAUGAUGCAGUAGUUCAUUGUAGAGAGGAAAUGCCUUGAAACUUUGUAUGUUAAGCCAAAAAAAAUAGAUUGAGAACAAAAAAAAAAAAAUCCUUUUUGUA
Pelobates fuscus (common spadefoot toad) is the source of this 2409-nucleotide messenger RNA. RefSeq names its product angiopoietin like 1 (gene ANGPTL1). The transcript has 5 exons. The record is from RefSeq and is a predicted model, not a curated record. Gene Ontology annotation, biological process: cell surface receptor protein tyrosine kinase signaling pathway. NCBI's taxonomy places the organism in Eukaryota, Metazoa, Chordata, Amphibia, Anura, Pelobatidae. The coding region runs from base 367 to 1842 and encodes 491 amino acids.